GCAGCCGUCAAACCCCGCGCUGUUCACUUCCUCUUCUCGGGAUUUAUUGCAAACCUCCCCGGAGCGUUUCUAAUCAAACUGGAGCAUUCUUCCUGAUCCCGACGUUUCUUUUUAUUUAUUUUUUAUUAAUAAAGAAGGGAAACGUGUUAACGCCCACCUCCUUGCUGACGUUGAAUGGGGAAGUCGGAGCGGAGGUAAAGUGAACUCUGGGGAGGCUCCACGCCCUUAAACGGGGUGAUGGCGUGUGUGCGGAGACAAUCUGAGCUCAGCAGGUCUCAGGAGUUAUUCCAACAUGCCAGGAGCCAGAAAGUGAUCCAAACGAACGUGAAGCUGCUAGGUUUGGAAGGUGACCCGGACCUCCAGUUCCUCCUGCAAGGCGGAGAUCUCCUCAAGGUCCGGUCCCGAUCCUGGAAGAAGACCCGCUUUCUCCAACUGCAAGAAGAUUGCAAGACCAUGUAUCGCAAAUCCGAUAAACUCUUCAAGUCCCAUCAGACCUUUCCUAUCGAUGACAUCUCGUCGGUGAGGAUAGGGCGACAGUCGGAGGGCCUAAAGAAGAACACAGAGGAGCAGCUGGAAAGCCGCUGCUUCUCCAUCGUCUUCAAGAGCCGCCGCAAGAACCUGGACCUCGUCGCCAGCUCACACGAGGAGGCCAAGCAGUGGGUCAGGGGUCUGGAGAAACUCCUGUCUAACGUGAACAACCUCAGCCGGCAGGAAACCAGGGAGCACUGGAUCUUCAACUGCCUGAAAAAGGCGGAUAAAGACAAGGAUGAAAAGUUGAAUCUGUCAGAGGUCAAGAGGUUCCUGCGUCUGAUCAACAUUGAGAUGGACGAUUCUUAUGCUGAAGUGCUCUUCCAGAAUUGCGACAAAUCGAAGUCUGGAUACCUGUCUGGGCAGGAGAUCAAAGAGCUGUACGAUUUGCUGAGCCAGCGGGUGGAGAUUGACGUGAUCUACCAAGAGUACGCUAAAACCACGGGCUUCAUGAGCGCUCACAACCUGGUAGAGUUCCUGAUGAAGGAGCAGAGAGAAAGGGCCUCUCUGGCUGAUGCACACAGCAUCAUCGACAAGUAUGAGCCCGAUGAGCAAGUCAAGCAGAAGAAACUGCUGUCCAAGGAUGGCUUCCUUAUGUACAUGCAAUGCCCCGAAAUCAUGAUCCUCAACCAGGAGCACAAGGAGCUGUACCAGGACAUGCAGCAGCCGCUUAGCCACUACUUCAUCUCCUCCUCACACAACACCUACCUCUUGGAGGAUCAGCUGAAAGGGCCCAGCAGCACGGAGGCUUACAUCAGGGCUUUGAUGAAGAGCUGCCGCUGUGUGGAGUUGGACUGCUGGGACGGCUCGGACGACGAGCCUGUGAUCUACCAUGGUUACACACUCACCUCAAAAAUCCUCUUCAAAGAUGCAAUCCAAGCCAUCAAGGAGUAUGCGUUUAAGACGUCCAAUUAUCCGGUUAUCCUCUCCCUGGAGAACCACUGCAGCGUGGAGCAGCAGGCGGUCAUGGCCCGCCACCUCAGCUCCAUGCUGGGGAGCGCACUCGUCACCGCUCCCCUGGGUGACGGCAUGCCCACCAAUUUCCCAUCUCCUGAGGAGCUCAAAGGGAAGUUUUUGAUCAAAGGGAAGCGACUGAACAAACUGGAGGCAAACUUCACCAGCGAGGCUGCAGGAGAUGACACUGACGUGACUGAGGAGGAGGAGUCAAGUGAUGAAACCGAUGAAGAGCAAAAGAAGAAGAGCAAGUUGAAGCUGGCGAAAGAGCUGUCUGACAUGGUGAUCUACUGCAAGAGCGUACACUUCAAUGGCUUUGAGGACGCCCAGAAAAACCUCAGCUUCUAUGAGAUGUCGUCCUUUAAGGAGGGAAAGGCCAUGAAGCUGGCAAAGGAGUCUGCAAAUGCCUACAUCCAUCACAAUGUGGAAAAGCUGAGCCGUGUUUACCCCGCAGGCUCUAGGACCGACUCCUCCAACUACAACCCUGUGCCUCUAUGGAAUGCUGGCUGCCAAAUCGUUGCCUUGAACUUCCAAACAAGCUGCUCAGAGAUGGACAUAAACCAGGGUAGGUUCCUUGUCAAUGGCAAGAGUGGAUACAUCCUGAAGCCAGCCUUCAUGAGGGACCCCUCCUCAGAGUUUGACCCCAACACCCCGACCCCCGGGGACUGGCGUCAGCCCAAGACUCUGCACGUCAUGGUCAUAUCGGCUCAGCAGCUCCCCAAAGUGAACCAAAAGAAAUCCUCCAUUGUGGACCCGCUGGUUAAAGUGGAGAUUUACGGAGUGCCUGAUGACAUGGCAGUGAAGGAAACCACAGCUAUUGAAAACAACGGCUUCAACCCCUCGUGGAACGAAAGCUUCCAGUUUGGCGUGUCUGUACCAGAGCUGGCGCUGGUCCGCUUCGUCAUCGAGGACUACGACUCUGCAUCCAGUAACGAGUUUGUCGCGCAGUACACUCUGCCGUUCACCAGCCUAAAAAUGGGGUACAGAAAUAUGCCUCUGCUCAACAGGAACGGAGACCUCCUCCCCUCAGCGGGACUCUUUGUACACAUCAUGGUCCUCAAUGCUUAAUGAGAUGCCAGCAGCUUGUUUUUCCAUAGGACCUAUUUUACAUGUUUUAAUUAUUUUACGAGAUUGUUUCCCAACUUUUAGCCUGCUUUUAACUUAUUGGCUAGAUUCGUUUAGUCUUUAACUACAGCAAAGUCAGAUUCUUAACACGUAGCAUUGCGAUUUUAGACAUCAUAGAUGGGGGCUCUUCUUAUAGUGAAAUUGUUCCGUUUAAAAAAGUGAAACUUUUAGCCUUUUCCCCCAAAAUUUGGUCAAAAAAUUGAAUUUUUUUUUUAGUUAAAUGGUCUUUUUAAUUUACUCAUUUAUUAGUUCUGUGUUAUAUUUUUCAUAUUACAGUAUCAUCUUAAUGGAUUUUGUGUAAAUCAAAAUCAGACACUAAAGACCUGAAUCCUAAAUGUGUCUCUAAUGCUUUUUUUUCUUCUCCCUCCACCUCAUUAUUCUGCAGCUCUAUUGUUGUGACUGAAGUUCUUUUGAAACCACGGUUUCCUUUGUGUCGCUCAAGCAGGAACUGAAUUUGAUUUGUUGACUAAAGGUUUGCCACUCAAACCAUUCAUCAAUGAACAUCUAGCUCACUAUGAAGAGAGAAAUUUCUGCACUUUGAAUGCAAAAACUUAUUUUCAAUACAAGAAAAAUGUUUUAAAUAACUUUUGUGCUAGAUUAAGGAAACUGAAGUGUUGACUGGAAAUUUAACUUGCUCGAUAAACACAUUUCUAAACCAUAUUUUAUUCAUUCAUAACAACACUUUACUGAAAAUUGCUGCAUUUGAAGACAUUUUUUAUAGUAUGAAAAAUGAAUAUGAAAUGACAAACAUGUGAGCCAAGAAAUAUUUAAAAAAUUAAUAUUACAGUGGGUAAUUAAAGAUUAAACUGCUAAAUUAAAACCUAAAUUAGCUGGAAAACAUUCAAUUUUAUUAGAAAAAAAAAUUGUUAUAAGGUGAGAUGGCAUCUUGUGAAAUGAUCUUAAAAGAGAUGCCAUCCAGAAAAUUGGUGUUUUAAAGGUUAAUCUUUUUAGCUUAAGGUUCAAAAGCUCAAAAUACAUUUUUUUUAAAUUAAAAGUGGCAGAAGCCAAAAAUACUGACAAGCUCACAUUUCUGCUCAUCCUUUACUCCUUUUUUUUUUAAUUCAAGUUUUUUUCUUCUUCAGAAAAAUACCAGUUUCAUGACUUACAUUAUUUAUAACCAAUUCACCUUUUUUUCCAUGUUUGUCAUCUUGCCCGCCCACCAUUUUCCACAAUAAAACUGCU
Molecule: messenger RNA, 3789 nt
Organism: Oryzias latipes (Japanese medaka)
Lineage: Eukaryota; Metazoa; Chordata; Actinopteri; Beloniformes; Adrianichthyidae
Product: 1-phosphatidylinositol 4,5-bisphosphate phosphodiesterase delta-1
Biological process (GO): intracellular signal transduction; lipid metabolic process
Cellular component (GO): plasma membrane
Molecular function (GO): calcium ion binding; phosphatidylinositol-4,5-bisphosphate phospholipase C activity
Source: RefSeq, a predicted model, not a curated record